This is a messenger RNA of Colletotrichum gloeosporioides, 474 nucleotides long. RefSeq lists its product as uncharacterized. NCBI's taxonomy places the organism in Eukaryota, Fungi, Ascomycota, Sordariomycetes, Glomerellales, Glomerellaceae. The record is from RefSeq and is a predicted model, not a curated record. The coding region runs from base 1 to 474 and encodes 157 amino acids. The transcript has 3 exons.
AUGUCCACCCGCAAGAGAAAGCAAGACGAGGAGGAGGAGCUUGUUUCCCUCCCUGACGACGACGGUGAGGAGGAAGAGGAGUACCAGUCUGAGGAAGACGAGGGCGAAGAGGACGAUGAUGGAGAAGAGGAGGAAGAGGAGGAGUACGAAGAGGGCGAGGGUGACGCCGAGGACGACGCAGAAGCCAAUGGCGUAGAAGACAAAGCACCUCCAUCCAAGAAGCGCAAGACCGAGACCGCCGGCGAGGACGACGCGGCGGCGGCUGACGAAGAGGAGGAGGCCGAGGACGAGCCAGAGGCUGACGAUGACGCUGCCGAGGAGGAGGCGGCCGAGGGUGACGGCGACGACGAAGAGGCAGCCAACGGCGUCGAGGAUGCUCCCGCCAAGGGCGAGGUCAAGGCCGCCGACGCACCCGCCGCUACCAACGGCGACGCUGCCCCAGCCGUCGCUGCAGGCGGUGAUGCCGAGGAGUAA